UUCCCAUACAAGCAGGUUUGGACAUGUCAGAAGCGUUCGUCACACUGGUCACCAACGACGGGUACGCGCUGGGCGCACUGGUGCUCGCCAAGUCAUUGCGCGAUGUCAACACGACACGCAAGAUUGCAGUGCUCAUCACAAACGAAGUGUCCGAGCCCACCCGCAACCGCCUGCGCGAGGCAUUCGACGUCGUGUCGCUGGUGAACGAACUCAACACACACGAUGCUGCCAAUCUCGCGCUGCUGGGGCGUCCUGAGCUUGGUGUCACGCUGACCAAGAUCUACGCAUGGAAGCUCACCCAAUUUACCAAGUGCGUCUUCCUGGAUGCCGACACGCUCGUUGUGCAGAAUGUUGAUGAGCUCUUUGAUCGCCCUGAAAUCGCAGCAGCACCCGACGUGGGCUGGCCCGAUUGCUUCAACUCGGGUGUCUUUGUCUUUGUCCCGUCUGCUGCUACGUUCGAGAAGCUUGCUGAACACGCCGUGAGCACUGGCUCAUUCGAUGGCGGUGACCAAGGUCUGCUCAACACCUUCUUUGAUUACUGGCCUACUGCCGGUCCCGAGCAUCGCCUUUCCUUCCUCUACAACAUGAAUGCCAACCAAAGCUACAGCUACAAGCCGGCGUUCCAGAAGUAUGGUCACUUGGUGAAGAUUAUCCACUUUAUUGGCCAGUUCAAGCCGUGGCAUUGGGCUCGCACCUCCAGCGGACGCGUUUAUGCUCAAACGCAAGAGGCCCCCACUCACUCCGAGUUCCACGUGCAGCAAUGGUGGAACGUUUUCGACCGUCAUUACUCGACUUCGGCUCCUCCGGUCAGCCUCGCCGCUCUUCCGAUCGGCUUUAGUGGCAACGUGAUGCGUAUCCAGCAUGGAGAGGCUCUCCCGCCCCGCACUGCGCCCUCUGGCCCGCAGUAUCUUGCGGAUUAUGGACGCUCUGGCAGCUCGCCUGCUCCCGCAAAGCAGUAUGACUUUUCCAACAUCCUCCAUCGGCUGGAUGUCCUGAUUCCAGACAAGUUCCAUGCCACCGGUGAGGCUGGAAAGGCGCCGCAGUCGCCCGUCUACUCGAGCCAAGCGACCGAGCAGCUCCAAGAAAUCUCUGCCACGGCAUCCAAACUUCACAGCCAGAUUGCUGAACUCGAGAGCGGCAUCCAAGCCGGCCGCUAUGCAAACCCUUCCCUGGCCAGCGCCGUCCAUCAAGAAGUUAACACUGCUGUCAACGAACUGGCCGAGAAGCUCCGCUCGAGCUCAACAAAGUAAACGAGCAGGGUAUCGGAUUUGGUUUUCCAGUGUUUGUCGUCUGUUGUCCGUUGAAGGGGUUUUUCUCUCCUGUUGCAUUUUGCUUUUCGUUCUUGUUUCUCAUUGAUGAUGGCCUUCGAGCUUGAAUCCUCACCAAAGUGUGAUCUCAUCCAUUACAACAUUUCAAACAAAUUCCCUUUCCC
Capsaspora owczarzaki ATCC 30864 is the source of this 1432-nucleotide messenger RNA. Its product is annotated as glycogenin. Bases 24 to 1250 code for a protein of 408 amino acids. Gene Ontology annotation, cellular component: cytoplasm. Gene Ontology annotation, molecular function: glycosyltransferase activity. The record is from RefSeq and is a predicted model, not a curated record. The transcript is spliced from 7 exons. NCBI's taxonomy places the organism in Eukaryota, Filasterea, Ministeriida, Capsasporidae.